AUGACUACCGCAUCUGUCGCCGGCGGAUACUGGACCUUCGAAAACUAUGGCCCCAUAACAACAACAUUCACCCCCGCGCCCAGCUGUACCGCCACGGAUCGACUCUCUCUCGCCUGGAUCAAUGAUGAUAGGACCCUACUCCAAUUCCAAGUCGGCUGUCCUACAUCAACGAGCGACUGGGACUGUAUGCCCCCUGGCACGACCACGUCGGCAACUUGGUACGACGAGAAAAAAUGGGUCGGUUCUGUCGGAUACUACUCACCGGGACUGUACUGUCCUUCCCGCUGGGAGACGAUUGGUAUGGCUGCGCGCGAUGACAAGUCUCUGAGUAUUUCGGGGUUCUUGACCACGUCGGAAAAAAAGAUGCCGUAUUACGAGGAGCCUGUGACACUUUUGGCGAGUUUGUUGGAGCCGAGUCAGACGCUGGCGCUUUGCUGUCCGAGCUCCAUGACACCAAAUGGUCUCGGCCAAUGUAUCGGUCAAGUCCCGGCCUACAAGCCCAGCGUCGGCUGCGAGGUCUACGUGGACAGUGACUACAGCUGGGAAAAGGUAACCAGGACACAGGUGUAUUCCGGCGUCACGGAGACAAACACCUACGAUGUGAACUCAUUUGUGAGCGCUACUACGUCGACUUCAUCGACGUCUUUUCCUGCUGGAGUCGAGCAUGUUUUGACCGCUAUGUCUUUUGCUCCUAUGAUUACUAUGGUGCAUCAUCGGUCUGACCUGGAGGCAGCUGGGGUUACGGGUGGAUCUACCAGUGCCAACUCUACUGGGACUGAGGCUGGAACUGGCACUGCUAGGUCUGAAGCUACGGGAACUGCUGCUUCUACGUCGAACGCUGCGUAUAGACUCGGUAGCCGAGCGUCUACCUUGGAUGGAUUUGGCGCAAUUAUCGGCGGUUUGGCUGUUGCGGGGGCACUAGGCGUGACUAUGAUUAUCCUGUAG
Penicillium mononematosum is the source of this 945-nucleotide messenger RNA. RefSeq lists its product as uncharacterized. The coding region runs from base 1 to 945 and encodes 314 amino acids. The transcript has 2 exons. Lineage: Eukaryota; Fungi; Ascomycota; Eurotiomycetes; Eurotiales; Aspergillaceae. The record is from RefSeq and is a predicted model, not a curated record.